CAAUGGCAGAUAAGACAAAGAAGAAGCUCCACACUGAAGCAACAGAGAACCACUCUCCAAGAGUACUGGGUUUGAAGAGCUUCUUCAGUUGCAAACACCACCAUGGAUGCACUCGCUCUAUCUUCAACUUGAAAGACCACACCAACACUAACAACAACCUUGUGGAGAGUCCUAAGAAGAGAGUCUCAAUGGGGAGUGGAAGCAGAAGCAGUUCAAGUAGGUCCUUGAAAGCUCCUCUGAGUGAAAUCAAUGGUGGUUCUUUCAGAGGGAUGCAUUUGAGAAGGCUUUCUGGUUGUUAUGAAUGUCAUUUGGUUGUUGAUCCUUUGAACAAUGGCUUUUCUAAAGUCCCUUCUUUAAGGUCCACCAUUUCCCCUUGUCCUGACUGUGGAGAAGUCUUCAUGAAAGCAGAGAGUUUAGAACUUCAUCAAUCUGUUAGACAUGCAGUGACAGAGUUGGGAGUUGAGGACACAAGUAGAAACAUAGUGGAGAUUAUUUUCCAAUCAAGCUGGUUGAAAAGACAAGGAUCAAUGUGCAAGAUAGAGAGGAUUCUCAAGGUACAAAACACACAAAGAACAUUAACAAGGUUUGAAGAUUAUAGAGAUUUGAUUAAAAGUAAAGCUAACAAGCUUGCAAAGAAGCACCCAAGAUGCAUUGCUGAUGGGAAUGAGCUCUUGAGGUUUUACUGUACUAGUAUCAAGUGCUCACUUGGUAUCAAUGGUUACACAAACUUGUGUGAUUUGAUACCUCAUUGUAGAGUUUGUAGCAUUAUAAGAGAUGGAUUCAAGACAGAUAGUUUUGGCAAGAUUAGAACAAUGGCAACAAGUGGAAGAGCUCAUGACUGUUUCGAGAAUUCGACGGAGAAUGAUGAGAGAAGGGCAAUGCUGGUGUGCAGAGUGAUUGCAGGGAGGGUGAAGAAGAGCCAGGAUGGAAUGGAGGAGUGUGAUUCUAUUGCUGGUUUGGCUGGGAUUUAUUCAAACUUGGAUGAACUAUUUGUGUUCAAUUCUAAGGCAAUAUUGCCUUGUUUUGUUGUGAUUUAUGAAGGGUUCUAAUUAAGUUCUAAGGUUGAUUAUUAAUUAUAUGUGGAAAGUUUUGUUCUGUAAAACAGGAACAAUUUCUGUGAAUGACUUUGUGUUGUGGUGUUGUGUAUAUGUU
Molecule: messenger RNA, 1152 nt
Organism: Dioscorea cayenensis subsp. rotundata (Guinea yam)
Lineage: Eukaryota; Viridiplantae; Streptophyta; Magnoliopsida; Dioscoreales; Dioscoreaceae
Exons: 2
Coding region: 3-1049 (348 amino acids)
Source: RefSeq, a predicted model, not a curated record